Molecule: messenger RNA, 1797 nt
Organism: Schizosaccharomyces cryophilus OY26
Lineage: Eukaryota; Fungi; Ascomycota; Schizosaccharomycetes; Schizosaccharomycetales; Schizosaccharomycetaceae
Product: monooxygenase Coq6
Exons: 1
Coding region: 187-1599 (470 amino acids)
Biological process (GO): ubiquinone biosynthetic process
Cellular component (GO): mitochondrion
Molecular function (GO): oxidoreductase activity, acting on paired donors, with incorporation or reduction of molecular oxygen, NAD(P)H as one donor, and incorporation of one atom of oxygen; FAD binding; 2-octaprenyl-6-methoxyphenol hydroxylase activity
Source: RefSeq, a predicted model, not a curated record
UGCUGAUAUCGUUUUCUUUUUUAACUACUUGUUUAGGCGAACUGAACACUACGAACUUACGAUUGGAAAGAACUAAACUUACAACCUCGAUAUGUGUUAAGUUGGAGAAAAUAACCUAUAAAGAAUAUUAAAAUAAAUCAUUAAUUAAAGGUUUUCUUCGUCUAUAGAAUACUGUAUCUUGUUGUCAUGAUGCGAAUGUCUAAUUCUGCUUUACGAAUUUAUCCCAAGUUAACCCGCCUAUUUGCUACUCAGACGAGCAUACCAAAAAGUGAUUAUGAUAUUACUAUUGUCGGAACGGGUCCUGUUGGAUUGGCCUUAGCUGCGGGAUUACAAACGAAUCCUUAUACACGGUCGCUGAAGGUUGCUAUUUUAGAUAACAAAAACACUUUGAUGAUUCAGGAUUGGAAUCCUACUUCAUACUCGAAUCGCUGUGUCUCUGUAAUGGCUCGUAGUCGAAGCUUUUUUGAAAGAAUUGGAGCUUGGGAACAUAUGCGUCAAGAGAGAUUACAACCCUUUCAACAUAUUUACGCUUAUGAUGGGAUAACUAAUUCAACAGUUCACUUUGAUCAACCAAAGAAUACUGAUCCCAUGGCUUUUAUGGCGGAAAAUGUGAAUUUACAGUAUGGUUUACUACGGUCCAUUUUAAAGAGAAAGGAUAUACGACAAGACAAUUUUGAUUUCUUAGUUCCUUGUAACAUAGAAAAGAUAACAAGAGAUGAAAAUACGAAUGCUCCUUCUAUACACACAUCAACUCAUGGAGUACUACGCACGCGAUUGUUGGUUGGUGCCGACGGCAGAAACUCUAUAGUACGUCAAUUUGCCAAAAUAGCAAUGCCUGGAUGGGCAUAUCCUGCUCAUGGUGUGGUUGGAACUCUUCGAGUCGCUCAAAAUAAUUUACCUUCAGUUGCUUUUCAGCGCUUUCUGCCUACCGGUCCUUUAGCAUACCUCCCUCUUCCAGGAAACAAUGCUACUUUUGUUUGGUCAAUUUAUCCAGAACUAGCAAAGAAAUUACUCGCUUUGCCAGAUCCUACAUUUGUUAAGUUUUUGAAUGCUGCGUUUCUCUUAGAUCAGGUUGACUUGGAUUAUCUCUUUAAAAUGGACAUCGUUGAGCCAAAUAACCUAGAUAAGCAACUGGAUUGGAGAAUUGAAACUAAGAGACGAUCUUUGUCUUUUGACACGCCACCUCAAAUUUCAGAAAUCGUUCCUAACUCACGCGCAUCAUUCCCCCUUCGUAUGGCACACGUUGACGAGUACGUGAAGGAAAGUGUUGCCCUUUGUGGAGAUGCUGCUCACAAUACCCAUCCUCUUGCUGGACAAGGAAUGAACACUGGAAUACAGGAUGCUGAAGCUUUGACAAACGCUCUUUCUUCCGCUAUCCAGCAUGGUCAAGACCCCGGUAGUAUAUUCUCUCUUCAGCCUUACUAUAGAAGCCGGUACUUUAAAAAUCAUGUUUACCUCGGCGUAGCUGAUAAAUUUCAUAAGUUAUACGCGUUGGAUAAUUCUGUUGUCAGUUCCGUACGCUCUCUUGGCAUGUCUCUCUUUGAUCGUAGUUCAAAGGUAAAACAGGCUAUUCUUUCAAUGGUCGCCAAAGGAAUAUAAAGGUUUUUCUGCCAAGCGAUUUACACCUGAUUAUAUUUAUAAAACUAGUAAUGAUUGCAUGCUUUUAUUUGUCUCAGAUCAUUAUGAAUGUGCAAGAUACGCCGAGAUUUUUUUUCAGUUGCUAACUUUAUCUGAAUGCUAAUUAUUGAUACUUCAGUUGAUAAAAUAAAACGAUUUAUUUCAUAAAUUGACAUGGCU